UGUCCUGCGAACAUCACUGGAAGAAUAGGAGCAUUACUAAAGAGACUUGAAUUUGAAAGCUAUGUUAUAGAUAAAUAAAUGUGAUCUCUGUUACAUGGAGCAAUGCUGAAAUUCCAAGAGGCUAUUAAACAUAUCAGUGAUUCUGCACCUAUUUCCACUUCCUCUGAAACCUUGAUUGCAAGAAGAUAUGUUCUUCAGCAGAAACUUGGCAGAGGAAGCUUUGGAACGGUCUAUCUGGUUUCAGACAAGAAGGCAAAACAAGGAGAAGAAUUAAAGGUUCUGAAGGAAAUCUCUGUUGGAGACCUCAAGCCCAAUGAAACAGUUGAAGCAAAUCUAGAAGCACAACUACUCUCCAAGCUAGAUCACCCAGCCAUUGUCAAGUUUUAUGCAAGCUUUGUGGAACAAGAGAGUUUCUGCAUCAUCACUGAAUACUGUGAGGGUCGAGAUCUAGACUGCAAAAUUCAAGAAUACAAAGAAGCCGGGAAAAUAUUCACCGAAAGCCAGAUAAUAGAAUGGUUUAUACAAUUGUUGCUUGGAGUCAACUAUAUGCAUGAAAGGCGAAUACUUCACAGGGAUUUAAAAGCCAAGAAUAUUUUUUUGAAAAAUAACCUUCUUAAAAUUGGGGACUUUGGAGUUUCUUGUCUCUUGAUGGGAUCAUGUGAUCUGGCAACUACAUUUACUGGGACACCUUACUACAUGAGCCCAGAGGCACUGAAACAUCAAGGUUAUGACACAAAAUCUGACAUUUGGUCACUGGGAUGCAUUUUGUAUGAGAUGUGCUGUCUGGAUCAUGCAUUUACUGGACACAAUUUUUUGUCUAUUGUGCUAAAAAUCGUGGAAGGCAACACACCUUCUCUUCCUGACAGAUAUCCAAGUAAACUGAACGCAGUCCUCCACAGCAUGCUGAACAAGAAUCCUUCUCUGAGGCCAUCUGCAGCCGAGAUUCUAAAAAUCCCCUACAUUGAUGAACAAUUACAGCAGAAUGUCAAAUGCAAAUUCACAAAUAUGGCUCUGAAAGACAAGACAUUUAAUUGUCAGAAAGAAGCUGCUCGCAUCGUUAAUGCUGUGCAGAAAAAAAUCCAUUUGCAAACUCUGCGGGAACUGUCUGAGGUGCAGAAAAUGACUCCACGAGAGCGAAUGAGGUUGCGGAAGUUAAAUGCUGCAGAUGAGAAAGCAAAGAAGCUUAAACAACUAGCAGAAGAAAAAUAUCAAGAAAAUCUCAAAAGAAUGCAAGAACUGAGGUCCCGUAACUUUCAGCAAUUGAGUAUAGAUGUGCUUCAUGAAUCUGAUGAGCAGACUUCAAAGCAUCUGAUUCAGUCUCAGCCAGUCACUGCACUGGACUACAUAUCCAUAGGACAUAAAGAACAAAGUGAGAAUGAGACACCGGGCAGGCUCUGUAUGUCUGAGCCUGUGGAGCACGGAGAGGCAUGUUAUAGCCGGGACAGGGACAGUGCAAGUUUCCAACCCAUAUGUGUCAACUGUGAUCUGUAAGGAAUUGCUUCGAGGACCAAAAUAGUUCAGUCUUCAUGCUUAUUCAUUCAUUGGCCUCUCUGCUGAUACUUCCAACUAGGGGCUAGUUGUAGUGGUGGAUUUUGUGAUGUGGGUGCCUCUCCACUGAGAACAGGACUGAAACAACCAAACACCAAAUCUAACUGAAGAGAUGUAAUUUUUGAAGUCAGUGGGUUUUGGAUCAAGCCCAUAAAGUGUAAAAAUAAAAAAGGUAGCAUGUAUAUGAAGUGUUCAUGUAAAUAAUAUAUGAACUAGGGGUAUAUCUGAAAAGUUCAAAGAUUUUAAUUAAAUUAUAAACCACUUCUGUGAUGUACUAACUUCACAAAGUCUGACCCGUGUGGUUAAUGAGAGUGACAUGUUGACUGUGAAUUACAGCCUCUUAAAACAGUGUAUUUGUUAGAUAUCUCUAUUUAUGUAAUAUUUAUAUGCAAAUGUAUACAUUAAAUGUAUUAAUACUGAAAACUACUGAGAGUACUUUCCAUUCGUUGCUCUUGGUUUAAGUGUUAACUUUUUAUUUAGAUAUAUCAAAAAACCUAAAAUGGGAACAUCAAAAUUGCUUUUAAAAAAUG
Messenger RNA from Chelonoidis abingdonii (Abingdon island giant tortoise), 2078 nucleotides. The record is from RefSeq and is a predicted model, not a curated record. Lineage: Eukaryota; Metazoa; Chordata; Testudines; Testudinidae.